AUGAGUAAGCCAUUGAAAGUCGGGGACAAGUUCCCAGAAGGAGUCAAGUUUGAAUGGGCUCCAAUUACCGACCCAUCGCCGACUUCUUGCGGUAUACCACAAACAUACGAUGCAUCCAAGGAGUUUGCUGGCAAGAAGGUGGUGCUAGUCUCGGUUCCCGGGGCUUUCACACCAGGCUGCCAAGCUUACCACAUCCCUCCUUACUUCAGCAACCUCGAUAAGCUCCUUCAAAAAGGCGUCGACUUGGUUAUUGUCAUUGCCUCCAAUGACGCAUGGGUCAUGGCGGCUUGGGGAAAGGUCAAUGGCGCGAAAGAGGAUACCAAGAUCCGUUUCAUGAGCGAUACCAAGACAUUCUUUAGCAAGAACUAUGGAUGGGAUGCUGGAAUGGGCGACCGAAACGGGCGCUACGUUUUUGUCAUCGACGACGGAAAGAUUACCGUUGCAGACGCAGAAGAUGGACCUGGCAAAGUGACGGUCUCUGGCGCUGAGUCCGUCCUUUCGAAGCUUUGA
Zasmidium cellare ATCC 36951 is the source of this 510-nucleotide messenger RNA. RefSeq lists its product as uncharacterized. NCBI's taxonomy places the organism in Eukaryota, Fungi, Ascomycota, Dothideomycetes, Mycosphaerellales, Mycosphaerellaceae. Gene Ontology annotation, molecular function: thioredoxin peroxidase activity. The transcript has 4 exons. The record is from RefSeq and is a predicted model, not a curated record. Gene Ontology annotation, cellular component: cytoplasm; mitochondrion; peroxisome. Gene Ontology annotation, biological process: cellular response to oxidative stress; cell redox homeostasis; hydrogen peroxide catabolic process. Bases 1 to 510 code for a protein of 169 amino acids.